Octodon degus (degu) is the source of this 985-nucleotide messenger RNA. Its product is annotated as galectin-5-like. Bases 85 to 516 code for a protein of 143 amino acids. NCBI's taxonomy places the organism in Eukaryota, Metazoa, Chordata, Mammalia, Rodentia, Octodontidae. The transcript is spliced from 4 exons. Gene Ontology annotation, biological process: negative regulation of type II interferon production; negative regulation of CD4-positive, alpha-beta T cell proliferation; positive regulation of gene expression. The record is from RefSeq and is a predicted model, not a curated record. Gene Ontology annotation, cellular component: nucleus; cytosol. Gene Ontology annotation, molecular function: carbohydrate binding; galactoside binding.
GUAUCUCUUUUGUUGAACAGUCUGGCACCGCACAGGGAUGCCUCAGUUGUGAAAGGCAGCAGGUGAGACAGAGGCCGUGAAAAGAUGGGUAGCAGCACAAGCUACUUUUAUCACCCGCCUAAUCCUUUCUUCGCCUCCAUCCGAGGUGGGAUGUACCAAUACAAGGUGAUCGUUGUAUCAGGCAACAUACUGCCCAAUGGUGAGAGUUUGGAAAUCAACCUGCGUGCUGGGACUGACAUCGCCUUUCACUUCAAAGCUCUAUUCGAUGAAAAAUAUGUGGUCCGAAACUCUCAGAUCCGGGGCUCCUGGGGGCGAGAGGAGACAGACCCACCUGGCAGCAUGCUCCUCAUCCCAGGACAGAGCUUCACGGUGCAGAUCACAUGCGAACCCACCUGCUACAGGGUGACAGUAAAUGACCAACACCCGCUGACAUAUGAGCAUCGCCUGACGGACUUUCCAUCCAUCGGUCACCUGGAAGUAACUGGCGAUGUUAUGCUUACUUAUGUGCAGUGCUAGUUGGGCUCCAGAGCCCAGUGAAGGGCUGGAGACAUAGCUGUCUGUGUCUCUUCCCUUCCUCUGCCCUUCCUCCACCUUCUGAGCCCUGCCAUGCUAACAGGUGGUGCCCUGAGGAUUUCCCACCCAGGGGAGCCUCCAGGUCCAUUCCUCCUGGCAGCGAGGGAGGACUGAUUCUUCUGUGCACCAGCCCAGGCCCAUGCUGCAUAACGUUCUCAAACACCCUCCUGUCCUCUGUGCAACCCAAGCUAGUCCCAAGCCACAGCUAUGCAAUGGAGGGCCCAGGUGCCCUCCACAGCCCCCAUUCCUGGGACCUUCACCUUCUCUCCCUGACUUUACACACUGCUGCAAUACUGUUCCCUCUCUGGAGGUUACUCUGGUAACAUCCUGCUGGCGUCCACCCACUGAGCAGAACUUUCUCAGCACUGGGCACUUCCCCUUCCUGGCAUUCAUAAAAUAAAGAAAAACAAUG